GACGAACAUGGCGGCCCCCGACGCGGAGCCGGUUUUGACUUCAUGCACUGCAUCCUCAGAGGGCGAAGAAGAAACAAUUCUUUAUGACUUAUUGGUUAAUACCGAGUGGCCACCGGAGACAGAAGUACAGCCUAGAGGCAACCGAAAACAUGGUGCGUCCUUUAUUAUCACAAAAGCAAUUAGAGAUCGUUUGUUAUUUUUACGGCAAUACAUCUGGUACAGUCCUGCCCCUUUUUUGCUCCCUGAUGGACUGGUACGUUUGGUUAAUAAACAGAUAAACUGGCAUUUGGUACUUGCAAGCAAUGGAAAACUUUUGGCUGCUGUUCAAGAUCAGUGUGUGGAAAUCAGGUCUGCAAAAGAUGAUUUUACAUCUAUUAUUGGGAAAUGUCAAGUUCCCAAAGAUCCAAAACCCCAGUGGAGACGAGUAGCGUGGAGUUACGAUUGUACUCUCCUGGCCUAUGCUGAAAGUACAGGAACUGUGAGGGUGUUUGAUCUUAUGGGAAGUGAACUGUUUGUUAUUGCCCCUGCAUCUAGUUUUGCAGGUGAUUUAAGCUAUGCUAUUGCUGGGUUGAUAUUUUUAGAAUAUAAAGCAAGUGCACAAUGGUCUGCAGAACUGUUGGUCAUCAGUUAUCGAGGAGAGCUUAGAAGUUACCUUGUAAGUGUUGGAACGAAUCAGAGCUACCAGGAAAGUCACUGUUUCAGCUUUAGUAGUUACUAUCCUCAUGGAAUCAACACAGCCAUUUACCAUCCUGGUCACAGACUUUUAUUAGUUGGUGGAUGUGAAACUACUGAACCAGGCACAUCAAAAGCUUCUAUGUGUGGCCUUUCUGCCUGGAGAGUUCUUUCAGGAUCACCUUACUAUAAGCAAGUCACUAAUGGCGGAGACCGAGUUAUUGCGGUACCAAAGACAUUGGGAUUAAUAAGGAAGUUAAGUGUCAAGUUCUACAGUCGCCACAGCCAAGAGCAGGAUGGGAUUUUUAAGAUGAGCCUUUCUCCAGACGGGACUCUCCUUGCAGCUAUUCACUUCUCAGGGAAGUUAAGCAUCUGGGCCAUUCCGUCUUUGAAGCAGCAAGGAGAGUGGGACCAAGAUGAGCAGCCCGGAUAUGAUGCUCUUAAUCCUGACUGGAGGCUCUCUACUGAGAAGAGAAAAAAAAUAAAAGAUAAAGAGUCUUUUUACCCACUGAUUGAUGUAAAUUGGUGGGCAGAGAGUGCAGUUACUUUGGCUCGCUGCUCUGGUGCUUUAACUGUUUCAUCUGUGAAAACAUUAAAGAAUUUAUUAGGAAAGUCCUGCGAGUGGUUUGAACCAUCACCUCAAGUCACUGCUACUCAUGACGGUGGAUUUUUAAGCUUGGAGUGUGAAAUUAAACUUGCCCCCAAAAGGUCUCGUUUAGAGACAAGGUCUUCUGGAGAAGAAGAUGAAGGAGAAGAUAAUUCUGAUUCUGAUCAUGAAAUAUCUGCCAAGACUCGCUACUUUGGUUAUAUAAAACAAGGCCUUUACUUAGUGACUGAAAUGGAGCGAUUUGCUCCACCAAGGAAACGCCCACGAACUAUUACAAAAAAUUACCGCCUUGUGAGUUUGAGAUCUACAACUCCAGAAGAACUUUAUCAGAGAAAGAUUGAAAGUGAAGAAUAUGAGGAAGCCUUGUCAUUGGCUCACACCUACGGCCUGGAUACUGAUUUGGUAUAUCAGAGGCAGUGGAGAAAGUCUGCCGUCAACAUUGCUUCAAUACAGAAUUAUUUGAGUAAAAUAAAGAAACGAUCCUGGGUUCUGCAUGAGUGUUUGGAAAGAGUUCCUGAAAAUGUGGAUGCUGCAAAAGAACUCCUUCAGUAUGGUUUAAAAGGCACUGACCUGGAGGCUCUUAUAGCAAUAGGGAAAGGAGCAGAUGAUGGCAGAUUUGCAUUACCUGGUGAAAUAGACAUUGACAACAUUUCCUAUGAAGAGAUUUCACCUGAUGAAGAAGAGACUGCCAAGAAUAAAAAGGAAAAGGAACUCAUGAGGAGACAAGAGCUCCUUAAAUUAGUGAACUUUUCAAAGUUAAUGCUGGAACAAAAAGAACUUUGCCGUUGUAGACUGAAAUUAUUAACCUACUUGGAUCGACUUGCAACAUAUGAGGAAAUCCUAGGAGUGCCUCAUGGAUCUGAGCAGAGCUAUGAUGCCGAAUUCUUUAAGAAGUUCAGAAAUCAGAACAUUGUUCUGUCAGCAAGAACUUAUGCUCGGCAAAGUAAUGUUCAAGCCCUAGAAAUUCUCUUUACUUACCAUGGCUCAGACCUGCUUCCUCAUCGCCUUGCGAUUCUUUCUAACUUCCCAGAAACCACUUCUCCACAUGAGUAUGCUGUUUUGUUGCCUGAAGCUUGUCACAGUGAUAAUUCCUUGAUGAUCAUUCCUUGGAAUGAACAUAAACAUCGGGAGAAAGAUUGGUGUGAGGCGUCUGAGUGCAAAAUGGUUGUUGAGCCAAGUCUCCAAGAUGAAAAUGAAUUCUUGUAUGCUGCACAGCCUGAAUUACUCAAGUACAGGAGCACUCACCUUCCAGUUGAGAAGGUUACGGAAUGGUAUCAGACUCGGGCAGAGGAAAUAGAGCAUUAUUCCCGACAGGUUGACUGUGCAUUGUCACUUAUUCGCCUUGGAAUGGAGCGGAAUAUUCCUGGCUUACUGGUUUUAUGUGAUAAUUUGGUUACUCUAGAAACAUUGGUGUAUGAAGCAGGAUGUGACUUAACCCUCACCUUGAGAGAACUCCAGCAGAUGAAAGACAUUGACAAACUAAGAUUACUGAUGAAUAGUUGUUCUGAAGAUAAAUAUGUGACAAGCGCCUAUCAAUGGAUGGUUCCUUUUCUUCAUCGAUGUGAGAAACAGUUUCCUGGUGCGGCUAAUGAGCUGUUAAAAGAAUAUUUGGUGACUUUAGCUAAAGGAGAUUUAAAAUUUCCCCUGAAGAUAUUUCAGCAUUCCAAACCAGAUCUACAGCAAAAAAUUAUACCGGAUCAGGACCAGUUGAUGGCAGUAGCACUAGAGUGCAUCUAUAACUGUGAACGAAGUGACCAGCUCUCUAUUUGCUAUGACAUAUUAGAAUGUCUUCCACAAAGAGGAUAUGGAUACAAGACAAAAGCAACUGCAGCUCUUCAUGACAUGGUAGAUCAGUUGGAACAAAUUCUCAGUGUGUCAGAGCUUUUGGAGAAACAUGGACUUGAGAAACCAAUUUCAUUUGUUAAGAACACUCAGUCUAGUUCAGAAGAGGCACACAAACUGAUGGUGAGAUUGACCAGACACACUGGACGGAAGCAACCUCCUGUCAGUGAAUCUCAUUGGCGAACACUCCUCCAAGACAUGUUAGUGAUGCAGCAGAAUGUUUACACAUGCCUACAUUCUGAUGUUUGCUAUGAGGUAUUUACUGAAAGCCUUUUGUGCUCCAGUCACCUUGAAAAUAUCCACCUGGCCGGGCAGAUGAUGCAUUGCACUGCCGGCUCAAUAAAUCCACCAACUAGUAUACCCCAUAAAGGGAAAACCCAGUACAGGGUCAGUUAUGAAAAAAGUAUUGACUUGGUUUUGGCUGCCAGCAGAGAGUAUUUCAAUUCUUCCACCAACCUCACUGAUAGCUGCAUGGAUCUAGCCAGAUGCUGUUUAGAACUGAUAACAGAUAGACCUCCUUCUGUUCAGGAGGAGCUAGAUCUUAUUCAAGCCCUUGGAUAUCUCGAGGAAUUUGGGGUAAAGAUCCUGCCUUUACAAGUGCGAUUGUUCUCUAAUCGGAUUGGCCUCAUCCAAGAAUGUAUUUCUCAGUCUCCCAUGUGCUACAAACAAUCAGCCAAGCUUCUGGGCCUUGCUGAGUUGCUGAGGGUAGCAGGUGAUGACACUGAAGAAAGAAGAGGACAGGUUCUGAUUCUUUUAGUAGAGCAAGCCCUCCGUUUCCAUGACUACAAGGCAGCGAAUAUGCAUUGUCAGGAGCUGAUGGCUACAGGUUUUUCUAAAAGUUGGAAUGUUUGUAGCCAAUUAGGACAAUCUGAAGGGUAUCAAGAUAUAGCUACUCGUCAGGAGCUCUUGGCUUUUGCUUUGACCCACUGCCCUCCUACCAGCAUUGAACGCCUUUUAGCAGGUAGCAGCUCUCUACACACAGAAAUUCUUUAUCAAAGAGUGAAUUUCCAGAUCCAUGCAGAAGGAGAGAAAAAUACUAGUACUUCACCAUUAAUUAGUAAAGCAUUACAAGAGGAUGAAGUAAAUAUUGCAGACAGCGGUUCAGCUGACCUAUUACACUGGACCACUGCUACGACCAUGAAAGUCCUUUCCAACACCACGACAACCACCAAAGCUGUGCUGCAGGCUGUCAGUGAUGGGCAGUGGUGGAAGAAGUCUCUAACUUACCUGCGACCUCUUCAAGGGCAAAGAUUUGAUAGUGCUUAUCAAAUUAGAAGUACAGCCAAUGAAGAUCUAGAAAAACAAGGUUGUCAUCCAUUUUAUGAAUCUGUUAUCGCCAAUCCUUUUGUUACUGAGUCUGAAGGAAACUAUAAUACCUAUCAACACAUUCCAAUGGAAAGCUUUGCAGAAGUAUUACUGAGAACUGGAAAACUGACAGAGACAAAAACUGAAGGGGAAGAAGUAUUUCCAACAACAGAAGUUCUCUUACAGCUCGCUAGUGAUGCUUUACCAAAUGACAUGACCUUGGCUCUCGCUUACCUGCUUGCUUUACCCCAGGUGUUAGAUGCUAACAAGUGUUUUGAAAAGCAGUCCCAUUCUGCUUUAUCUCUCCAAUUGGCCGCGUAUUACUACAGCCUACAGAUCUAUGCCCGUUUGGCACCAUGCUUCAAGGACAAGUGCCAUCCUCUUUACAGGGCGGAUCCCAAAGAGCUAAUCAAGAUGGUCACCAAGCAUGUUACUCUCUAUGGACACGAAGCCUGGCCUGAGGACCUCGUUUCACUGACUAAGCAGUUACACUAUUACAAUGAGCGCCUUCUGGAUUUCACUCAGGCUCAGAUCCUUCAGGGCCUUCGGAAAGGGGUAGACGUGCAGCGUUUUACUGCAGACGACCAGUAUAAAAGGGAAACUAUCCUUGGUCUGGCAGAAACACUGGAAGAAAACGUUUACAGCAUUGCUCUUUCUCUGGCACAGCGUUACUGUGUGCCCCACUGGGAAGUUUUUAUGACUCAUUUGGAGUUCCUGUUCAGUGACAGUGGUUUGUCUACAGUAGAAAUUGAAAGCCGAGCCCAAGCUCUUCAUCUUUUUGAGACAUUGAAGACUGACCCUGAAGCCUUUCACAGGCACAUGGUCAAAUACAUUUACCCCACUAUCGGUGGUUUAGAUCAUGAGAGACUUCUCUAUUACUUCACUCUUCUGGAGAGCUGUGGCUGUACAGACUUUGAGAAGUCUGCCAUUAAACCAGACACCCACAUUCGUUUACUGAAGAAACUAAAGGUCGUCGCUGCAGGUCUUAAUUACAAAAAGCUGACAGAUGAAACCCUGAGUCCUUUGGAAGCUUUGGAGCCAGUUCUUUCAAGUCAAAAUAUCUUAUCAAUUUCCAAACUUGUUCCCAAGAUCCCUGAAAAGGAUGGGCGUAUGCUUUCCCCAAGUUCUCUGUACACCAUCUGGCUGCAGAAGUUGUUCUGGUCUGGAGACCCUCACCUCAUUAAACAAAUCCCUGAGUCCUUACCACAGUGGCUCCAUGCCUAUGAUGUCUGCAUGAAGUACUUUGAUCGACUCUGCCCUGGUGACCUCAUCACUGUAGUUGAUGCAGUUACAUUUUCUCCAGAAGCUGUGACCAAGCUACCUGUGGAAGCACGUAAAGACAUGACUAGAAAAGCAAUUAAAACAGUCAAACAUUUUAUUGAGAAGCCAAGAAAAAGAAGUUCAGAAGAUGAUCAGGAAACUAAUGCUUCUGCAGUUACCUAUGCUGAUACUUUGAAUCAUCUGGAGAAAUCACUUGCUCACCUGGAAACUCUCAACCAUAGCUUCAUUGUUUCUCUGAAGAAUAGUGAGCAGGAAAUGCUGCAGAAAUACAGUAUCCUCUAUGAUCUAUCUCGAUCAGAAAAAGAGAAGCUUCACGAUCAAGCUGUGACCAUGUGCUUAGAUAGUCAGCCACUAGGAAUGAUUCAGCAGCUGCUAGAAGUGGCUGUUGGCCCCAUUGGCAUCUCACCCAAGGAUGUAGUACAAAGUGCAAUAAUGAAAAUAAUUUCUGCAUUAAGUGGAGGCGAUUCUGACCUUGGUGGACAACAGAACCCCCUACAAGUCCUGGAAGGUGUUGUUGCAGCAGUCCAUGACAGUGUGGAGAAGGGAGAGGAUCUUGUUUCUUCUGAGGACCUGCUGGGGUGGCUGAGGCCCUUCUGUGGGGAUGACGCCGUGCCGGUGAGGCCCCGCAUCCGUGUGCUGCAGAUCGUGGAGCAGUCCUUUCACCUGACCGAGGAAGAUGGCAAGCUCCUGGUCUUCUUCAGAACGGAGGCCGUUGUCAAAGCUGCUUGGCCCCAGAGAGAAAUCGAUGUAACCAACAUUGAAAAUGACGAGAGCCGCUACUCUCUCUUUAUGGAGCUCCUCGGAUGCAGUCACCAUGAGACUGACUUUCAGCACUUGGUUUUACUUUUGCAAGCUUGGCCACCUAUGAGAAGUGAAUAUGUCAUAAGCAACAACCCAUGGGUAAAACUUGUUACAGUGAUGUUAGCCAAAUGUACAGCAGAGAACAAGGAAAGACUGGGAAAUGAGGUCUUGAAAAUCUGCCGGUCUUUAUACAAUACCCAACAGAUGCUCCCUGCUGAGUGUGUGAAGGAGCUGUGCUCACUGCUACUUAACCAGUCUCUCCUGCUCCCAUCCCUGAAACUGCUCCUCGAAAGCCCAGAUGAGGCUCUCCAUGCUCUGGCACUGGAACACAUCACUGCUAUUGCCAAGGUGGACGAUUCAAACUGUGACCAAGAACUCCUUUCUUUGCUUCUGGAUGCCAAACUUUUGGCGAAGUGCAUCUCCACUCCUUUUUAUCCCUGUAUCGUUAACCACCUCUUGGCCAGCCUGCAGCAAGGGCGCUGGGAUGCUGAAGAGCUGGCCAGACAGCUGAAGAAGGCCGGCCAUGAAGCUGAAGCUGGGUCCCUCCUGCUGGCCGUAAGGGGAACCCAUCAGGCUUUGAGAACUUUCAGCACAGCCCUCAGCGCAGGACAGCACUGGGUAUGA
Elephantulus edwardii (Cape elephant shrew) is the source of this 7132-nucleotide messenger RNA. It is a transcript of the gene NBAS, whose product is annotated as neuroblastoma amplified sequence. The transcript is spliced from 52 exons. Gene Ontology annotation, cellular component: endoplasmic reticulum membrane; Dsl1/NZR complex. Gene Ontology annotation, biological process: retrograde vesicle-mediated transport, Golgi to endoplasmic reticulum. Gene Ontology annotation, molecular function: SNARE binding. Lineage: Eukaryota; Metazoa; Chordata; Mammalia; Macroscelidea; Macroscelididae. The record is from RefSeq and is a predicted model, not a curated record. The coding region runs from base 8 to 7132 and encodes 2374 amino acids.